Messenger RNA from Symbiodinium sp. CCMP2456, 4606 nucleotides. The record is from the annotation of a GenBank genome assembly. NCBI's taxonomy places the organism in Eukaryota, Dinophyceae, Suessiales, Symbiodiniaceae.
AUGCGUGGCCUUGCAGCAGGUGUGGCCCUAGCGGCCAAACUUCCCUCCCGCUCGUCAAAUCCUCCGCUGCCGACAGAAGUGAGCGCCACGUGCCGCUUGAUGGAGUCCUUUGUUAGGCUCGGGGCGCUGGAGCCCGAUGCAAGGGAGCGCACGAAUGGCCUCCUCCAGCAUGCCUUCCACCGUGCAGCGCAAAACCAGGCUUUUCAGGGCCAAGGGUACCGGGACAUUUUCGACCUCCACCACAACCGUACGGGCCAGGAGCUCCCGCCGACGUGCAGAGGCAGCACCCGCCAUGACUCGGCUCUCUUGCAUCCUGCCUUGGCCUUCUCGGAUGCCUUCGCCGCCCAUGCCCCAGGUUUGCUUCGGGAGGCUCACAGGUGCAGCUCCCUUGAGGAGGUGGGAGUAGCUUUGCAGGCGUUUUCUCAGGCAGCUGAGGCCUCGGUUGGCGCUGCCCUUGCCAAACAGCAUGCGCUUGAUCCCGUGCAACAACCCCUCGCCCAUCUUCCCCGCAAGUACCGUGGCCGUUGCUGCCCUAGGGAGUUAGUUAAAAAGGAGGCCGCUGUCAUGUGCCGCCCCGACCGGGAGGGUGGCUAUACACCGGAUGUGGAGGUCACUUCUGUGCUGGCCCGGCUAAAAGUGCGACAGGUGCGACGGCUCAUAACUUUUCAGCGCGGCCUUGCAAAAGCCAAGCAGAUCGGGCUUCCACCCUCGCCAAGUUGCACCUCUCAGCUCCGAGCUGAGUGGCGGGCAAUUGUCAAAGCCCACGGCUAUGGUCCUGCCUUCCCUAGUUGGGUCCUGGAUGUUGCGUGCUUCCAUGAAUUUCACCUUGACCUCCCGCCGGCCGAUUGGCUUAGUGACCUUGUUGCCUAUGUCCGCUAUGACUGUGACUGCACUGCAAGACAGGAGGCCCGCAGGCGCAAGGAUGACUUUCUGAGUCAGGUCAGCAUUGAUGCAGAGGUUGGAGGCAAUCGACAAGGUUUUCGGGCCAUGAGUGCAGCGCCCAACCCUCCGUUCACGGAAGUGCCAAGUUCAGCGAGUGCUGAGGUGCAGCAGGUCUCUACCGGAGGCUCACAUGAUGAUGUAGCGUACGCACUCAGCUCGGCCGCCCUCUUUGUGUGCGGCCUCCCGGCAAAGCUACAAGGUCAGGAGUGCAUCGUUCAACAAGCCACUGCGGAUGCAGUUGUCCUUCGCGGACAGUGCCUACCGCCUGCCGGUCUUCUUGAGCAAAGCUACAUAGCCUGUACGGCGCCCGAGCUGCAUGCCGCCUUCGAAGGCUUCUGGUGCCCGUUGUGGCAAAGAGACAAGGGGCAGCGUAGUGCAGACAUUUCGUCCUGGCCCCAGCUGCAGGCUUUCCUUGCCCGCUCGGCGCUCUCCUUCCCUGAGGUUCACUUGCAGUGCUCACCGGAGCAGUGGCGUGAAGCGAUACGUCGCAUGCCUGCCCGAAAGGCUACUGGCGUUUGCGGCUGGUCCCCGACUGACUUAAAGCUGCUGCCUGACCAAGCGCUUGAGAUACUGAGUGCUAUCUUUCAAGCCGCUGUGCUGUAUGGCCUACCGGAGUACAUGUUGCAAGCCCGGGUGUGUGUGCUGGCAAAGGUUCACUGCCCUUCGCACAUAAAGCAGAGCCGUCCCAUCACUGUCUUUAGCACUCUCUAUAGAGUCUGGGCCUCUGUCGUCACACGUGAGAUACUGCAAGCCUGGAGUCAAACCUUCCCGCCCGCUGUCAUGGGUUCCAUGCCGGGCAAGGCCUGCCGUGACCUGAGUUACCGGCAGCAGCACUGGAUUGAGCGCGCCCUGCUCACUGGCACCCCUCGCCACGGCUUUUCCCUUGAUAUCAUCAAGUGCUUCAACCAGCUCGGCUGGCCUGCCAUUGAAGGCCUGCUGGUCCGCCUGGGCGUGCCUGGCCCGGUCGUUCACUUUUGGAUCGACUGCCUCCGUAAGCUUCGACGCCAUACGAGUUUCCUGGGUGACCUCUCCAAGGGUACUAAGUGCUUCAAUGGUGCCCCUGAGGGUGAUCCGUUGAGUGUGGCCGCCUUAGCAGGAGUGUGUUGCUUCGCCGAAGAAGCCUGCCGCACCGCAGGCGUCGACUAUGAUACGUAUGUUGACAACUGGAGUUGGUCCGGCCCGAGCACGACGGGGUUGGAAGACGCUCUUCCUAAAGCUUUGGGUUUCCUUGAGGCUUUGUCCUUGCCUGUUGACUGGACUAAGUCCUACACUUGGUCCACCAAUGCAGCUGGUCGUGCAUGGUGGAAGAAGGCUCAUAACCGGGUUUUCCCCCAAGGCGCCGAGGUCCACAAUGUUUCUGAGGUGCGUGACUUGGGAGUUGCUUUCAAGUUUGACGGCCGCAUUCAUGCAGUGUCCCGCAACGCCCGCAUACAGGAUGGCAUCGACAGACUCGAGCGCCUGCGCAACCAGCCGCGCAGUCCUUCUCUCAAAGCCUCGAUGAUACAACGGGGAGUGUGGACGGCCACAUUGUACGGCGCCGAGGGUCAUGCCUUUUCGUUGGCAGAUUUCCGGAAGCUGCGGGGGAGUGCCGCGCGUACCAUUGUUGGCCAAUACAAAGUGAUGUCCCCUUUCCUCGCCCUGGCCUCCAUCUCAUCGUCCUGCCAAGAUCCGCAAUUGUAUUGUUUGGAGCAGCAGCUUCAGGUCUUGCGUAGAGUCAGCCAGCAGGAUGCUGACUUGGCCCUUUCAGUUCUGGAGCUUGCGGCCCUGGACCCCCCGCACCGCGUGUGUCAUGGGCCGGCUACAGCGUUGCGUAUUUCACUUGACCGAUUGGGCCUGUCUUUAAGUUCCUCUGGUUUGCUUAAGGGGCUGGAUAAUACUUGGGUUGAUGUGACUGCCUGCCACAGAAAGGAGCUCCAUAGCCUUUUGCAAAGGUCCUGGUCGCGGCAUGUGCAGGAGCAGGUAUCCCACAGGAAUGGCCUCCACAACGCGCCAGAAGUGCAUACUGCUGAAACCGGGCGCCUCCUCCAGUCGUUUUCUGCCAAAGACCAGAUGAUUCUGACCAGGCAUAUAACUGGUGCUUUCUCUUCAGCUGCCAGCAAGAACCAGUGGGAGCCAGAGAUACCGGCAGAGUGCCCACUUUGCGGGAUAAAGCAGACCAAGGCGCACAAGUUCCUACACUGCCCCAAACUCCAACAUGUGCGGGCACCCUGCGCAGAGCUACUGGAAAAGGUCAGUGAGGACUGGCCCCACUGGAUCCAUGCCCCCUACGCAGCCAUGCCGGGUGGACUUGAGGUUAACCGCCUCAUAUUCGCCACACGUGACCUGCUGUUGCCGCAGACGACAGGGAUUGAUCAAAAGGCCAUUGGUCCUCGCCCGUUCCUGCGUUUCUUUACCGACGGGUCCUGCAGGUACCCCACUUUCCCGGAUGCCAGCUUUGCAGGCUUCGCUGUCCUGCUCGACACCAGCCCUAGUGAUGAUUGCAUACCGGCGCUUCUGGCCAAGUGGCGUUCCUCGGGGACUCCCCCGCGCGAGUUCCGGAUUCUCCAUCAGGGACUGGUGCCAGGCGUGCAGUCCAUCAACAGAGCAGAGCUCUGCGCCAUCAUCCAAGCCUUGCGGCUGGCUGUGCAGAUGCAAGCAACGGAGUGUGAAAUCUGGUCCGACAGUGCCUUCGCAAUACGUGAGGUUGCGCGAACCCGAAAUGGGCUGCCCUCCACCUGGCCGGACUUGGGAGCCAUUCUUGGGCGACUGCCGUUGCAUUUGGCCCGACUGCGUAAGGUCGCUUCGCACCAGAACCUUGCUGCCCUUUCCGGCAUGGAGCAGUGGGUUGCAGCUGGGAAUGAAGCUGCUGAUGUUGCUGCAAAGGCAGCAGUCUCCCGUGAACUGUCCUGCGUACAGGAAACUGCAGAGACGGCCCAGUGUUACUUGGCUGAGCAGCGCGUCCAGUUGCAGGCUUUCUGGCGUUACUUGUUGCAAGUGUCUGCUGAGGAGAUGCGAUUGUUGCGAGAGCAGGGUUCUGGGUCUGGGGCAGCGAUUGCGGUUUUGACGCAGACUGCCGCUGUUGACGCUUGGUUGGCUCUGAACUCUGGCCCUUUUCAGACCUGGGAGCUUCCCCCGAUCCAACGGGCCUGGGUGCUGGCAUGCAGCUGGCCUCCACGGUUUGUGGUGGCGGUGUGGGCAUGGUUGCAAACUCUUCAGUGGACCUACUUGCCGAAUAAGUCCCGGGCGCCGAGUGGAGUCUCGUAUGUGGAGUUGCUGGUUGACUUUGUCCUCAAGUCUGGAAUGUGCCCGCCUGCUGGUCUCAACGACUCUAUGGAUGCAGCAGAGGAGUUUGCUUCUUUACCUGAGGUGCCAAGUACACUGCGCCAGUUGAACCACAGCCUCGUAGAGGUUGUGCGACAACUGGAGCGGUUGUCCGGAGUAACAGUCUGGCCAGCUCGACGAGGCAAGGUGUUUUCACUGCGUGUGCUGGGCUGCAAGGCACCUCGCAUCGGCCUUUGUCUUCGUCCGCUUUUCGACUUUCCGACAGAUGUGGUGCAGAUGCUGCAAGCAGUGUUGAAGGAAGCUAGUGUAGAGCCCUUGCGGGCCUUUUGUCGAGGUAAAGGGAAUACUCCUUCCUCUGAUGAUGAGCAGGUGAAUCAGCUCGUUCCGAGACAAGGACAUGGAG